CUUCUAUUCAGUUUCUUCCCUGACAUCUCAGUACCACAAAACUGGAUACCAACCUUAUCCGGGGGCAGGGAAUAGAUUAGCACCAAUACAGAAUGCAUGUUCUCUCCGAGCCCGAUGUGGCCCAGAUAUUCCGCAGCUUGACCCAGUCCCAAUGCCUCGAAUUCGUUGGCGCUCUGAGCGAUGCUUUGGUAGCCAUAUCUGCCGAGUCCAAACCGGACUUUCCUACGUCAAUGAAAUUGAUCCAUCAGCCACUGCGCACCGUCUUCACCACAAAAGCAGACAGCUCAUGCAUCUUCAUGCCAGUUUCGGAUACCGUCACUACAGGUGUCAAGGUUGUAACCGUGGCUAAACACGGCGUUCAGGGUGUUAUCAAUAUCUUCUCACCCGAUGGCCGGCUACAAGGACUCCUAGCGGCCGCGGAGGUAACGGCCUUUCGAACAGCGCUGGCCUCAAUGGCGCUGUUUGUGCGCAGCUCUGCAAUUCGCAAGGAGAAUAUUCUCGUCUUCGGGUCGGGACGCCAGGCUGAGUGGCAUGUCCGACUUGCCCUGCUGUUGUACCCGGAUCUCGUCAAACGAGUUACAUUCGUCAACCGCGGCCGUCAACGACUUGAAGAAAUGGAGCAAUCUGUAUUCAAAGAUUUGCAUCAGAGAUAUCCCAGCUUGUCCGUGAACACUCUUGCCAAAGAUAGCACUCCGGGCUAUGAACAGCAACUCCUCGCAGAGCUUCAACUCUGCGACGCAAUCUUCAGCUGCACGCCCUCGUUCACUCCCAACUUUUCAUAUUCUGCCCUUCAAUCUGCACCUAAGAAGCGCUUCAUAUCGCUGAUUGGAUCGUACAAGCCACCUAUGCAUGAGAUUGAUACAGAGACUCUGCUUUCAGGCAGAGGUAAGAUCUACGUUGACUCCAAGUCUGCUUGUUUAGAGGAAUCGGGUGAGCUUAUUACGGCGAAGGUUACUGAAAGCCAGUUGACUGAGAUGGGUGAUCUUCUGAGAGAAUUGGGAUCGUCAGGUGCAAUUGAGAUCCCGGAGGGAGCUAAUGUGGUUUACAAGUGUGUCGGAAUGGGUUUGAUGGACCUGGUGAUUGGGAAGAAGGUGCUAGAGGUUGCGAGUGCUGGGGGACUUGGGACACACGUUGAUGGAUUUUAGAGAUUCUACAGGCUGCUCUGUUUCAGGAUGCUUGUUUUUGUGUCCAGAUUUGUGUAAUUCUCAUACAUAGACA
Molecule: messenger RNA, 1218 nt
Organism: Aspergillus uvarum CBS 121591
Lineage: Eukaryota; Fungi; Ascomycota; Eurotiomycetes; Eurotiales; Aspergillaceae
Product: NAD(P)-binding protein
Exons: 1
Coding region: 93-1145 (350 amino acids)
Cellular component (GO): cytoplasm
Source: RefSeq, a predicted model, not a curated record